This is a messenger RNA of Limulus polyphemus (Atlantic horseshoe crab), 4353 nucleotides long. Its product is annotated as scavenger receptor class B member 1-like. The transcript is spliced from 15 exons. Gene Ontology annotation, cellular component: membrane; cytoplasm. The coding region runs from base 91 to 1764 and encodes 557 amino acids. The record is from RefSeq and is a predicted model, not a curated record. NCBI's taxonomy places the organism in Eukaryota, Metazoa, Arthropoda, Merostomata, Xiphosura, Limulidae. Gene Ontology annotation, molecular function: scavenger receptor activity.
CCCUUUGAUUUGGGGGUUAAAAGGUCAUGUCAAAGUUCAAGGUCACAUAAAAAAAAUUUUCUACAAAAAGAAAAUAUAAAAAUUAAAUGUAUGCCAUAUUUAUCAACACACCGAAAACAAAGCCAGAAGCUAAUGCUCAGGGAAUAUCAGCCAAUCAACUGGGGUGAUUUUAAACUUGGAAGCACUCAGAAGACAAUUUCUGUCAAAACUACAUUUUCAGUACUAACAAUGUGGACAGGGGUUAAAAAAACAGUGAUUACUGGAGGAAUAGGACUUGCUGUGCUAGUGCUAGGCCUAAUUUUAUUGUUUUGCUUUCCAUUGUUAUUCAGUCACAUGGUGCAACAGAAUUUACCCCUUGCCAAUGGGUCAAUAUCAUAUAAAGUAUGGAAGGAUAUUCCUAUCCCACUUUACCAGAAGGUAUAUUUGUUUAAUAUGACCAAUCCAGAGGAAUUUCUCCAGAAAGCUAGCAAACCUAGGCUUGAGGAAAUUGGUCCAUACACUUACAGAAGUUGGUGGAUCAAAGAAAAUAUUACAUGGCACCACAAUGACACAGUUACCUACAGGGAAAGAAAAAAAUUUGUUUUUAGACCUGAACUAUCAGUGGGAGGUGAGGAUGACCUCAUUACAACAAUCAACUUUCCUAUGGUCGCAGCAGCAGCAUGGUUACGUAAUGCCAUUCCUUUGGAAAAAGUAGCUGCAUCCAUUGUCUUAUUUUUGAUGAAAGAGAAGAUCUUUGUACAGAAAAGUGUUUGGCAGCUAGUCUAUGAAGGUUACCCUAAUUUUUUAACAGUGAUUGCUCCAUUGAUCCAUUCAGGAGUACCCAAAACUCAUGGACAUUUUGGAUGGUUGUAUGGGAAAAAUAACACGGAUGAUGGAGAGUUCACAGUUUUUACUGGAAAGGGUGAUUUAAACAAAUUCGGUAUAAUAGAAAAAUGGAAUGGGACACACUCACUCAAGUACUGGACUGGAUCUUGUAAUACGAUUGCAGGAUCAAACGGUGAACUUGGUCCUCCAUUGGCAAAAGAGCAAAAAACAGUUACUGUAUUUCAAACAGAUUUUUGCAGAUCUUGGAAAUUGAACUACAAAAAGGAGGUUAACAUUAGGGGUAUGAAGUGUCACCGAUUCUCUGCCAAGAAAUCUGUGCUUGCUAAUGGUACAGAUAACCCUGAAAACAGUUGUUUUACUACAAGAAGGCAUCUUCCAUCUGGUGUCAUGGAUUUGAGUCCAUGUCGCUAUGAUUCUCCUGUAGCACUUUCAUUUCCUCAUUUUUAUCUGGCUUCACCAUCUUAUCUCAGAGCUGUGGAAGGUCUGAAACCUAAUGCAUCCCUUCAUGAAUUCUUCUUGGACAUUCACCCGCGAUCUGGUAUAUCAACUAGUAUCAGUGCUCGCAUUCAACUUAAUGCCAUUCUGGAACAAGACAAAAAUAUAAGACAGUUUUCAAAUAUCACAGAGCUGGUGUUGCCAAUAUUGUGGCAGGAAGUGUCUGGAUAUCUGACAAAAGAAUUGGCAGAUGAGUUAUUAAAAGAUCUAGAAUAUCCACUCCUGUAUGCAUCAAUUUCUGCCUACUGCAUCACAGCUCUUGGUGUCUUUGUCUUACUAAUAUCGCUCACCUUAUUACUCUAUCAUUGGACUGACAAGAAAAAGCACUCAAGACAAGAGUCUCUUUUGGAACACGAUGGUUUGAAUGAAGAAGAAGAUUGUCCUAAUGUACUUAAUCCUAGUGUUUCCCCGAAAAUGAAUGACCAUAUUGAUGGAGAUGUGUAAUUCCAGGUUAUUUAGCUGUACUUUGAACAUAACCUUAUAACUUCCAGAUUAUGUAUUAUGAGAGAUAACAGUUGGAAGACUUUGUAGUAAUGAUUACUCCUUUUUCAAUCAAUCUUUACAUAAAGCUAGUGGAAAGAGUAAAGUGAUAGCAACUAACAUUUCUUAGACAAUGAAUGAAAUGGGAGUUGUAGUAACUUGUGUUGAAUUACAAUAUUGUGUUGAUAAUUUGUGUAACUAUUACUCAGAUUGAUUAUGAUAUAUGUAUGAAGUUAGCAAGAUGUGUAUUUUACAAAUAAGUCAAGUCAGUUUUAAUUAAUCAUAAACUAAUAUACUGUAAAAAAAUAGAAGUUGUGUUGCAGUUUUUUUGUGAUUUUAAUUUGUGUGUGUCUGUUUUUAUCAGUGAUAAGUUAUCAUUCUAUUGUCAUUAGGUUUGUAAUGAUAUUGUAUAUGAUAGUGAUAUCUGUAAUUUGAUAAGUAAAUUCUAAUAACUUCUUUAAUAGUGAUUUAUAUUCCCACAAAAUUGUAUUGUUUAGCAACAGAUUUUAACCUUUUUUUUCUCUCUCUCUCUCUACUAUGAACAGUACAUUUCUAUUUAUUUUUGUAUAAAUUAUAGAAUAGUCUGUGUUCAAGAGUAAUUGAUAAGAUAUUUUAAAUGUUGUGGCAUACAAGCCAUAAUAUAAAAAUUUAAUUGACACUGUUCAUUAUCAACUUUAUAUAUUGUUGCAUUCUCCAACAAAAUGACCUCAAUAAUAAAAUCUUCUUUAUCAGUAUUAGUGAUGUUAGAGAUGGUACAUAUGUUUGAAAUUAAUUCUGAUCUUACCUAAGAAAUUUGUUCAAAUACAGCUUAGAUGUAUUAACCAAGAAAAUUCAUAUGGACAACCACUUCCAAAUAUUUGUCUUUCUAAUAUAACUUGAGACAAACUGAUUUUUAUUGUCUCACUCUUCCUGUUGUUUAGUAAAAGACAAGUUUUCAGAGUUGUUGCGGAGAACCCAUUCUCAAGAAGAACUGUAAUAUCGAAUUUGGUUUUUGCUCCAGAUAUUGUACUUUGUUUACAAGUUAUAUUUUCUUGUACUUUAUAGCUUGUUACGACUUAUAUCGACUGUUUAAACUACCGUAAAAUUGUAUCAGGGUGUAGAUUUUUGAGGAUUCGUGGAUUGUGCAUGUAUUAUGUAACAAAAUUAAUCACCCAAGGUGUCAAACUAGGGUACAUUUAGCAAAGAUAUUAAUUACAAUGAUUGAAAAAAAGGAAUUAAUUUAAUCAAGAGAUUUAAUUUUUAUUUUGCAAUAUUUCAAACAAGCUUAAAUGAAGCCUUUUUCAUGCUUUUUUGAGUAUUUUUAUACAUGUUCAGUUUUGGUCUAAUUGUAAAAAAAACAACAACUUUAUGAUGAUUUUAAAAACAUUACUGGGUUUAUAUGUAUAGUAAAAAAUGCAUUUUAAAAAAUGCUUAAUUUGUCUCCUUUUGGAAUCCAAGUCAAUUGUAUAUUUCUAUGUGUAAAAUACUUUGUUACUAUCCAUUUUCGGUAUUUUUUUUUAUUCUGUGUAAUGUAGUAUGUAUGUUUUCUCCUAGUCACUCUUUCUUAUUUUGAAGCAUGAUGAAGUACAUUUUCUUAUUUCUGUUGUGUCAUCUAAUAUUAUGAGAAAGUAAAAUCAUUUUGGAUGUGUUCAUUUUGAGUUUAUAUAGAUAGUUUUAUUUAGUGAUGACUCCUGCAUGUGAAUAUUUCACUUGUAAAUGUGUUUGUACAUAUGUAUCUUUCAAUGCAUGUGUCAAAAACUAAAGAGAAGGGAAUAACACAAAGUCCAAAAAUAAAUGAAAAAAUCGCAACUUUAAAGUCACAAAUAUGCAGUUUCGUGCAUUUUGAGGGAAGAAAUAGAUUUUUAAAUACAAGGAAUCUCCUUUUUAGUUUUGUUUUAACAUUUAGCUAAUGCAGAAAUAUGUUAAAAUGAUAAAAUCUAAAUAAUGUUGACCAUUACAAAGCUAGAAAAGUAAGCUGGGUUUAGUAAGUCCCCUAGUUGAGCAGCUUUUGUGCACAAUGUAUAAAUAUCUUUUCUGAUGUGUGGGUUUAUGAAUACUGAAAGUGGUCACUUUUCACUUUGAAAGCUUAUUAAUGUGUUAAUGUUAUUUAUAUUUGUAUUCGCCAUGUUUUUGCUUAAUUCUGCUAUUUUUUUUUAUUUGUUUAGACUUUUAACAAUGUCAGGAAUAUUUUAUUUUUCAAUAUUGUAACUUUCUGUUACUGUUCUGAUGUUGAAGCAGUGGUUUUUAUUGUUACAAUCCAAUCAAAGUAUAGUUUCACCGUAAAUCUUUCAACUACAGGUAAGGAAUAUUUUUAAUAGAUAAAACUUCAGGUUCCUAAAACAAAAUUAUGAUAUAUGAAUUACAUAAAAACUAAUAUGUAAUUUUUUGUGUGGGACCAAAACAGAGAAAUUGUGGCCUGGUUUUAGUGUUAGCAUUUAAAGUAACUCCCUUAAAACAGACUAGUUUAUUAGAUACUAUUUUAAAAAGAGAAUACAUCCAGUUCCAGGUUAUCAUGUAUUAUAUGAAGUUAAGGGCUUUUAAUUUUAGUAUCACAAUUAAUUUAUCUUAAUUAUU